CGCAGCAAUUGGCAAACCCGCGUAGCAAAAAAAAAGCCUUGUGUGUUUUGUUGUUAUUAUUUUGAGUGUGUGCUAGCAUAUUACUGUUCAUUUAAACCGUUAAUUUUUGUUUUUAACAUAUAUACAUAUUUACAAAAACAAAUGCGAUGACGAGUAAAAGCGAUCCAGUGCGCAUUGUACUGGCAAAUCUCAUUGCCGAAUCGCAAACGCCAUAUACGCCGGACAAGAUACUCCGUGAAUUUCGUGCCACAGUCGAUAAGCGUCUCUCGGAUAGGGAUCUACUCUUUCUGCUCGAAUCCAUCAGCUGCAAGCGUCCCAAUUGUCGUGAGGUGCUCGAUGAGAUAAGCGACACCCUUGAAAGCAAGGAUCCCAUGUACGCUUUGCUGGUCUUUGCGGAACGAAUAAACGACGAAACAAUGUGGCCUUCAAAAUUCAGCGGAAGCAACAACUCGAAUCUCAACUCCAAUAGAAAUCCCGAAAUGCCAGCGUCAUUGCAAGAAUCGGAGCUAGGCAGUAGAUGUCUUCGUAAAUCCUUGGAUUUGUCCACAUCAACGCCUGUCAGUAGGCGCUUAUCGGAGGAUGCGCCAGUAUUGUCCACAAAUAAUGCUACAAGUGCUCCAACUACAUAUUCGCGUCGUCCCUUGCCUACUUUACACAAUCCCAAAGACCAUUUGGCUCAACGUGGAGAUCUAAGUGUGAUCAAGAAGCGUGUUCUGAAUGCUGUCUCGAACAGCUCGGCCCUGACGAUGGGAUCCAUAGAUCAGCUGCUCAAUAGCAGCAGCGGCGGCAACAAAACUAAAGCUCACAACAAUGCAAGCGCAGGAAGUGGUGGCCCACCUGGCGGUGGUGCUGGUGCUGGAGGAGCAGUAAGUGCUAGCAGUCGAACUGUGAAUGUAGAAUCUAGUCCAUGUAGCAGUCCCAGCGUCAGUCAUCGUUCUGGAAUUAGUAUUGCUAUCAGCACUGGCACUGGCACUGGUACUGGCACAGGCACUGGCACCGGUACUGGGACCAGCAAUGGAGGAGGCAAUAGCAGUCGUGCGCCGAGUACUGGGCAGGCAACCGGUUAUCGAUCGCUGCUUGAACGUUGCCAAUUAAACACCAACAGCAAAAGUAACAAUAACAAUAAAAAUGUUAGUGAGGGUAAGGAUGGCUUGCCGGAUGAAUAUCGCACCCAUAUGCUAUGGGAUUACUACAGAGUGGACACACCAAAUGUCACAUUUAAGCCAGAGCUGUCAGCGCUGCCGGUGGAUGCACAGCAGCGUGUUUUGCUCACCGAAAUCCUUUACAGUUUGAGUGGAGUACAAGGCACAUAUAUUGUAACAUUGCCAAAUGAUGAGCUGGCAACGGGCUUGGCCAAGUACGAGACACGGUUUAAUCUGCAUGCCCAAUUGGAUAAGUCGUUGGCCGAGAUGGUGCAAGAAAUAUUGCCAUUGGCAUCUCACUUUAUGGGCAUUCAGAAGGUCAUCGCACUGACGGAUGGACAUGGCCAGGUCAACAAUGCCCUCAAUGCGGCCUUGCAGAACAUUAGCCAUGAUUUCUAUAUGCUGCUGCAGCAAGCCGAGGUGGAGCUGAUGAAGAAUGAUUUAACAGUGCCCAAACUCCUUUACUAUCUACAACCCACCAUUUGGGUCAUAGAUGAGAUUUGGACUACGUUAGCUGAAGUGGAUUUGCAUAAUUACCAUGGCGCUGCUGUCUUAACUCAUCUCUGUGAGCGCAUCAAGCAAUUGGAGGGCGAUAAAUGUGCACAAGAAUUAAUCAUUGGACUGGCUAGAAAGGCCGCUAAGCCGUAUAUGCGUAUGCUACAGCUGUGGAUACAGAAGGGAAUCAUUGUUGAUAGAACACACGAAUUUUUGGUCGAGGAUAAUGAGGUUAUCCACAAGGAUGAACUGCCCGAGCAUUAUUCGGAUGACUAUUGGGAGAAGCGCUAUACAGUUUGCACCGAAUGUAUUCCAUCGUUCCUCGAAAAGUAUGCGGACAAAAUAUUGCGCACUGGAAAAUAUCUUAAUGUGAUUAGACAGUGUGGCAAGCGUGUGAUGCCCACGCAGCAAAUGAAUCUGGAAUUUGAUCCAACCAAUGAGCUGCACGUUUAUGUGAUCAAUGAUGCGUAUUAUUUCGCUGCUCGCAUGUUGCUCGAUGUACUGCUAACCGAGAACGAUUUGAUGGGACAUCUGCAAUCUGUGAAGCGUUAUCUGUUACUUAAUCAAGGUGAUUUCACUAUGCAAUUCAUGGACGCCUGCGAGGAUGAGCUGGCAAAGAAUGUGGAUCUAGUACUACCCAUGACUUUAGAGAAUUUGUUGGGUCUGACGUUGCGACUUUCGUCUGCACGCUGCGAUCCCUAUAAAGAUGAUCUGCACUGCGAAUUACUCACAUACGAUCUGGUCACACAAAUGUCAAAAAUAAUGAAUCAGCAAGAAGAGUACUGGAAGACGACGGAUCGUCUUGACUUGAGCGGCUUGGAAUGCUUUGCCUUCACGUACGAGGUGAAAUGGCCAGUUUCUCUGGUACUAAAUCACAUAGCCAUAACGAAGUAUCAAAUGCUCUUCCGUCAACUCUUCUACUGCAAACAUGUGGAGCGACAGCUUUGCAAAAUUUGGAAAGAGAAUUCCAUAGCUAAAAAGUUCUCGCCGCUUGCCGCUGAGCUCUAUCGCUCGGCCUUUACUUUGAGGCAGCGCAUGAUGAACGCUGUUCAGAAUCUGGAAUACUAUAUGAUGAUCGAGAUUAUUGAGCCCAAUUGGCAUAUAUUUAUCGAGAAGAUGAAGAACGUGGAAAAUGUGGAUAUGGUGCUUAGUCUGCAUCAGGACUUUCUCGAUCUGUGCCUUAAGAAUUGUAUGUUAACUGAGACAUCGCAUCUGAAUCGUGCCAUAUUCAAGCUAUGCAAGAUCUGCCUCAAGUUCUGCGAGUUCAUACAGCGCUCGCAACGUUUCUUUCUCGAUGCGGAGCUCAAGUCCAUGGUAUGUGAUAGCAGCGAUGAAAAUACGGAUCAUUCCGAUUCUGAACCAGAGACGUCGGAUCGGUUACAGGCGGAGACCACUUUGGAUGAGACGGAUACUUUUGCGGAGCGUGUUAAACGUUUCGAUUUGGAAUUUACAGGCAUGCUUAUAUCGUUCCUUAAACAAAUUAACGAUCUGGCCAAAGAUAACACCGCGGAUCGUUUCAUGAAUCUCGUGCAUCGCAUCAAUUUCAAUGGAUUUUACUCUGAGCAAAUGGAGAAGUUGUGCGUCAAGAAUGCCAUGGGCUAGGCGUGAAUCACUCCACCUCCAAUUCCACCUCCACCUUCAACUCCAAGUCAAGAAAUGAGAAUUGAGCAGACAGAAAGACAACAACAUCGAGUAUUAUCUACAAAUCGAAUUAUAUAGAAAACCAAAUUGGCAUUGCCCUUCGUGUGUCUGCUAUAUAUAGUUAUAUAUAUAUGUGUACAUAUAUGUAUGCAUAUAUAUAUAUAUAUAUAUAUGUAUACCGUGAAUAUGGAUCCAUCAACUAUCAUUCCCGUCUAUCAGCUGCUCCCACUUAUAGUUCUAA
Drosophila hydei is the source of this 3519-nucleotide messenger RNA. RefSeq names its product gamma-tubulin complex component 2 homolog (gene Grip84). The record is from RefSeq and is a predicted model, not a curated record. Lineage: Eukaryota; Metazoa; Arthropoda; Insecta; Diptera; Drosophilidae. The coding region runs from base 147 to 3239 and encodes 1030 amino acids. Gene Ontology annotation, biological process: mitotic cell cycle; cytoplasmic microtubule organization; meiotic cell cycle. Gene Ontology annotation, cellular component: gamma-tubulin small complex; spindle pole; centrosome. Gene Ontology annotation, molecular function: gamma-tubulin binding; microtubule minus-end binding. The transcript is spliced from 10 exons.